GUAUUAGUACGCCACUCUAAUUUGUUUGUUUACAAAUUUCAGCGCGAAUUUCGUGACCGGACUCAGCGCAAAUAUUGCCAAUGAAAUACACUUUGGAGGGCAGCAAUGCAAGGGUUAUUGCCAAAGCCGUACAAUCGCUGUCCAAGGUGGGCAAGGAAAUGUUCAUCGAGAUUGACCAGCAGUCGCUGCAAAUGCGGGCCAUAAACGCCACUCAAUCAGCCGUGGGCAGUAUCUCCUUCAAAAGAAGCGUGUUCGAGGUGUUCGACGCCCCGAACUCGGAUUUCUACUGCAAGAUAUCUAUGAAGGGAUGUUUGGCCGUAUUCCGCAACAUGAACGAGGUGGAGUACUGUGAACUCAAUAUACUGGACAAUCAGACCAACCUGCAGGUGAAUCUCCGCUGCAAACUGGAGACCACAAAGGAGGCCACCAUAUCCAUUAUAGAUGACCAAAAUAUCAACACAAACAUCAACACCGAUCAGAUGCCAAAUUUGAUCCGCGGUGAUCACAAACUUUUUACGGACAUCUCCAACAACUUUAAUUCAUCAGAGGAGGAGCUUACCCUAGAGGCCAACUCGGGCAGUGUGGUGGCCAAAAACUACAUAGAAGGGGCCCGAGUGAAUGAUAAAUUCAUGCGCACGCAGCUGAAGCUGAAGCCCAGUGAGUUCGACCAGUACCAGGUGACCAAGGAAACGAUCAUCACCUUUUGCAUCAAGGAGUUUCGAGCCUUUCUUCUUUUUGCCGAGUGCUUGAAUGCUUCUCUGACCUUGGAGUUCGACGAUGCGGGCAUGCCUUUUCUGCUGAAAAUUAAGAAGCACGCCGAAAUUGAGUGCUUGCUGAUCAUGUCAACCCUGUCGCCUGAUGAUGUGAGCUUCUCGGAGGAUUAUUGUCAAAGAGAUUUGACAGUGCAGGAUGCAGAUGUGCGAGAGACGGUAUCAAAACGAAAGAGCAGUGCACCUGGACCAAACGUGACCAGCAAGCGCAAGAGCAGCACUUCGGAAACGGCUGCAGUGCAGCCGAAACGGAGAUUAGAAGACAGCCAGUUGGAAACAAGCCUGGAAACUCCUCUGUUCCAGUUCCGACACUCAGAGGCGCCUUCUGUACAACAGCCUCGCAUCCUAGCCGAGGUGGACACUGUGGUGCUGAUUGAAGACGAGGCGGAGCAGGAGGCCCUUAUGCUGGCAGCUGCAGAUGCCGCUUUGGAGGCCAGCAUGGCACCUGCUCCAGCGCCGCCCAACAGCACGGAGGUUUGCUUCUUCAACACGGACAGUUCGAAGGAAGGAAGACCGCCGGAAACGUCUUCCGAGGACGAUGAAACCAUACCCCAGUCUCCGGAACGGCCAAACAAGAUGCGAACCAUCUUCUCGCGAUGCUUUCAGAGCACCUACGUUCCGCGGGAGCCAUCGCCGAAUACUCAGAUAUAUGCGCCCAAUUCCGAUACAGAGGAUUAGCCUAGAUUUGAUCGUUUAUCAGCAAAUACAGUCGGUACAAGUUUAACUCAGCUA
Molecule: messenger RNA, 1502 nt
Organism: Drosophila suzukii
Lineage: Eukaryota; Metazoa; Arthropoda; Insecta; Diptera; Drosophilidae
Gene: Rad9
Product: cell cycle checkpoint control protein Rad9
Biological process (GO): DNA repair; mitotic intra-S DNA damage checkpoint signaling; DNA replication checkpoint signaling
Cellular component (GO): checkpoint clamp complex
Source: RefSeq, a predicted model, not a curated record